AUGCCGGCCACCGCAGGAAGAGUUCGUAUGCCGGCGAACAACCGUGUUCAUAGUAGUGCGGCGCUUCAGACUCACGGAAUAUGGCAGAGUGCGAUUGGUUAUGAUCCUUACGCACCAACAACGAAAGAGGAGCCGAAGACGACUCAGCAGAAGUCCGACGAUCCCGAGAACUCUUACGCGAGCUUCCAGGGUCUUUUGGCUCUUGCCCGUAUCACUGGAUCGAACAACGACGAGGCUCGUGGUUCGUGCAAGAAGUGUGGCCGUGUCGGGCACUUGACGUUUCAGUGUAGGAAUUUCUUGAGCACGAAGGAGGAUAAGGAGAAGGAUCCCGCCGCGAUCGAAGCGGCUGUUAUGUCCGGGCUUGAGAACAUUAGGAGCCGUGUUGGUAGAGGUGGCGAGGGGAAGGCGGAGGAGGAAGAGAGUAGCGAGGAGGAAGAGGAGAGCGAGAGUUCUGAUUCUGAUGUUGAUUCUGAGAUGGAGAAGAUUAUAGCUGAGAGGUACGGGAAGAAGAAGAAAAGUGGUGGUGGUAGUGUUAAGAAGACGACUACGAGUUCGAGGAAGAAGAAGAAGCGUGUCUCUGAUGAUGAGUCUGACUCUGAUUCAGGAGAUAGGAAGAGGAGGAGGAGGUCGAAGAAGCGGAGGUCGCAUAAGAGGAGGAGUGGGAGUGAGUCUGAGGACGAGGAAGAAGGAAGGAGUAAGAGGAGAGGGAGAAAGAGAGAUGAUGAUGAUGAUUCUGACGAGUCUUGUGAUGAAAGACGCGUGAAGCGAAAGAGUAGAAAGGAGAAGAGGAGAAGGAGAAGCAGGCGUAAUCGUUCUGAUGACUCUGAUUCGGAUUCUUCCGAGGAUGAUGCAAGUGGUAGAAGGCAGAAGCGGAGGAACAAAGUUGCAGCUUCUUCAGACUCUGAUGUUUCAGGCGGUGAUGAUGAUGUUUCACGCGUUGGAAGAGGUUCUUCUAAGAGGUCUGAGAAGAAGAGCAGGAGACGCCAUCACAGGAAAGACUGA
Molecule: messenger RNA, 1002 nt
Organism: Thlaspi arvense
Lineage: Eukaryota; Viridiplantae; Streptophyta; Magnoliopsida; Brassicales; Brassicaceae
Source: the annotation of a GenBank genome assembly